Thelazia callipaeda (thelaziosis nematode) is the source of this 2502-nucleotide messenger RNA. Lineage: Eukaryota; Metazoa; Nematoda; Chromadorea; Rhabditida; Thelaziidae. The record is from the annotation of a GenBank genome assembly.
UCAAUGGUCUCUGAAAGUCAAACAACAAGGAAUCAGAUGGAUGGCAGUUUUGAAGAUAAAAACUUGGAUAUUGAUAAUAACUCUUCAAACGGCCAUAUUACGCAUCAGAAAGCAGCGUUGGCGAAAAAUUAUUUGAAAUUUACUAAAAACCAUUUGAAUGUAACGACGACUGCACCAUUAACACCAAAUUAUUGGGAAAUGCAAAGAACUGAUUCUGACCAUACAAUUAUUAGAAUGCCAGAAUUUUCUACUACAUAUGAUAAUACUCAAACACUUUCCCAUCGUCAUGAAUCUACUCGAUCAGAUGGUACUCUCGAUGCAAACAAAAGCUUGAACGCUAGCAUCAAUUAUCCAACAUCUCCUCUUCCAAAGCAAACUUCAGUGAUUCCCAAUGCAAUAAGUCUAUUGCACUCAUCUGAUACCGUGGACAAAAGUUCAGUGACAGACCACUCAUUGCAGAAUUACAUUUUAGCAAGCAAAUCCGGCAGUAUUACAUAUGCUAGCACGACUGCUAUUGUUAAUACCGAUAAAACAGUCUCGGUGAACAAUUCAGACUUACUUCCUACGUUUGUAGCACCGCAAGAGAAGCGAAAAAUUGAAUUAAUAACCGCUGCUACAAUACCAGUAGAAGGAAAAAACACGAAAAUUAUUUCAGCAUUACUCAAAUUUCCAAAAUUACUCUCAACUAACAACGAAAAACAGCUAAUGAAUUCACCAAAGACCAUAACGAGAAGCUUAUUGCCUGAAUCCCUGCAACAACCAAUUGAAAAUUCAGACUUUCCAUCAGCUACUGUAUUUCAUCAAAGAACUACUGUACCAUCAGCGAUACCAUUAGCCAAAAUAAAGACAUCUGUAAAUGAUAAACAGAUUAAAGCAUUAUCUCCCUCAAAUAAAAAUGAAAAAAAUUCAUACUUUAAUUCUCGAAAAAUAGAAAGCGCAGUCAAAACAAAAGGAAAUUCUACAGUAAAUCUUUCAACUGCAAAUUCUAUGGUACCAGAGAGCAUGAAGUUGGAAGAAUUAGACCAAACAUUCAUUAAUGGCAAUGAAAAUAAAGCUUCGUCAGACAAAGUUUCAUCUUCAGAAAAUUACGACUUGUCGUCUAUUAUUGAUGAUGACAUUGACGAUACGUUCCAAAGUUUGAUUCAUUUUGAAAAACAACAAAUGGGAAUUUCUAUACCAAAAAGUAGAAAAGCAGCUGCUACUAGGAUUAUUCUUGCAAAUUUAUCGAGACUAAAUGGCGUGAAGACUUUAAUAUCUGCCAACAGCAACAGCAAUAAUGGGAUGUCGUUUAAGCACAAGAUAGUGAAAGGAAAUAUUAUCGAAACACAAAAGUUGUACAGGGGUGGCCAGCAGAUCAAAUUGAAAUUAUGGAAUCCUGUGGUGUACGGACACGAUUGGUUUGCAAAUGCUGGAGCCAUAAUUCACGGAAAUUUGAGGCCAUUACAAUCUAAAAUAAUCAGCGUUAAAAGUCAGAAUGAUAAAGUGCUGAACGGAAAUCGAAUUUUGGGCAGUCGAUUCUUUUCUAAUGAAAAUCAAACAUUAAAGUUGGAAACAGAACAAGUUGAAGCUGUCAAUUACGUCAAAAAUUUGGCAUCAGAUGGACAAAAGUCAGAACAAUCUUAUCAAUGUUUUUACGUAAAAAAGCAUUGCGUUCUAUCAGCUGUCGUCCCAUUUGAACGACGAAUUGGCAUGAAUUUGGCUGAAUGUGCAAAAUUUUGUACUAGUUCACUUGGCUGCCAUUCGGCUUCAUAUUCACCGCGUCUAUCUUCCUGCGAUGUUUACCAUCUAAAGUUUGGAUCGAAAAAUAGAAAAAUGCUGAGGUCUGUAUUUCAGUACUACUUGGAACCAAGACCUGAUAAUUCUCCUGGUUGUAGUGCAGCCUGUGAAGCGAAUCAGAGAAUUAUUCUCAUGAAAUCACCUGGCUGGCGAUUACUUAGACAGAGUGACCAGAAUGAAAAAUUUUUGACAACUGAAGGAAACUGUCAUCAGUACUGUUAUGAGAACAAAGUGAAAAAAAAUAAAUUUGAAAAUCGAAUAAACUAUCAAUGCACAUCGGCUGUUUUUGAUACAAAAUCAAAGCGAUGUGAGCUGUAUCAGACAAUUCAUCAUGACGAUACUUUGAUAUUCGAUUCUUCGAGUAUUUAUUAUGAAAAAAAUUGCUUUCCAGAUCGAGUAGCCAAACUAUGUCAAGGAUCAUUAAUUGAACGUCAACCUCAACGUAUUCUGCUUGGUUUUCUUGACGCAGUUUUUACUACAUCUACACUAGCGGAAUGUUUUUUGAAGUGUUUUUCGUCAAAUUCUUCACUUCAAAAUGGUCAACCAUUCCAGUGUCGUUCAGUAAUAUAUUUUUAUGAGCAGAAAGAAGACAACUGUAUACUUGACAGUAAGUCAAAGCGAAAUCGUGGCAAGGAUUUAUCUCGAGAAAUGCUUGCAGUUGUAGACUAUUUCGAUUUUGAUGAGUGCUUAAAUGCUUCAGUUUUGGUAAUUAUUAUUUUUAACUAA